Messenger RNA from Morus notabilis, 2649 nucleotides. Its product is annotated as G-type lectin S-receptor-like serine/threonine-protein kinase SD2-5. Gene Ontology annotation, biological process: protein phosphorylation. Lineage: Eukaryota; Viridiplantae; Streptophyta; Magnoliopsida; Rosales; Moraceae. The coding region runs from base 104 to 2572 and encodes 822 amino acids. Gene Ontology annotation, molecular function: protein serine/threonine kinase activity; ATP binding. The record is from RefSeq and is a predicted model, not a curated record. The transcript has a single exon.
AGUUACUCUCUUUUUCACAAUCCUCCUCUUUUUCCUUCAUGACCCUUUCUUGGGGUUGAUUAAACUUCUCUAAAUUGUUCUUCUAAUCUCCCCAAAAGUAGCCAUGGGACUUGGGAAGUUAUUUCUCUACAUGAUCUCCAUAUGGUUGGAGAUUCUCUUUCUGUCUGAAACCUCCAUGGCUAGUACUAGAAGUAUUGGCAAAAUUAGUCCCGGAUAUCAAGGCUCUCAAAUGAAUUGGAUCGACAACGAUGGCUUGUUUCUUUUGUCCAACAAAUCCGAGUUUGCUUUUGGCUUCACUACCACCACAUAUGAUGUCAAAUUGUUUCUGCUAGUCAUCGUCCACAUGAAGACUCGGCAAGUGGUUUGGACUGCAAAUAAAGGCUCCCCGGUUUCGAAUUCUGACAAGUUUGUGUUUGAUGAAAAGGGCAGCGUCCACUUGGAAAAGAGUGGGAGUGUGGUUUGGUCCAUAGAUACCAGGGGCAAAGGAGCUUCUGCGAUGGAAUUGCGAGAUUCGGGGAAUUUAGUUUUGGUGGGUGAUGAUGGUAAUGGCAUAAUUUGGGAGAGUUUUAAUCAUCCAACGGAUACUCUUUUGUGGGGACAGGACUUUGUAGAAGGGAUGAAACUUGUGAGCAAUCCGAGCUUGAAAAACUUGUCCUAUUUUCUCGAAAUAAAGUCCGGCGACAUGAUUCUCUAUGCAGGUUUUGAAACCCCGCAGCCUUAUUGGUCUAUGGGAAAGGACACUCGUAAGACAAUCAACAAAGAUGGUGGGGUGGCCAGUGUGGCGUCCAUAGAUGCAAAUUCUUGGAAAUUCUAUGAUAAGAACAAGGUCUUGCUUUGGCAAUUUAUUUUCGCAGACAACUCCGCGGAUGCUAAUGCAACUUGGAUUGCAGUUUUGGGAAAUGAAGGAUUCAUCACUUUCUCCGACCUUCAAUCACCUGGUAGCCCUUCACCGACAAAAAUACCAAGUGAUCCUUGCAGUACACCAGAGCAUUGUGAUGCUUAUUAUGAGUGUUUAAGUGACAACAAGUGCCAAUGCCCUUCGGGCCUCAGCUCCCGUCCCAAUUGCUCAUCAGGCAUUGUCUCUCCCUGUGAUGGUUCGAAGAGCACGUCUACAGAGCUCGUAAAUGCUGGAGAUGGUGUCUACUAUUUUGCGCUUGGCUUCGUGGCACCCUCUUCGAAAGGCAACUUAAGUGGCUGCAAAACUUCUUGCCAAAACAACUGCUCAUGCCUCGCCUUGUUCUUCCAAAACAGCACAAGCGAGUGUUUCCAUUUCGAUAGAGUAGGCAACUUCCAGAGUUCUGAAAAAGGCUCUGGCUACGUCUCAUACAUUAAGGUCUCAAGCGACGGAGGAGGCAGCGGCGGAAACGCAGCAGGAGAUGAAAGCAGCCGGAAGCACUUCCCAUAUGUUGUUAUAAUUGCAAUUGCCACAGUGCUUGUCAUUGGUCUCCUACUUUAUCUUGGUUAUUGUUAUCACAAGAGAAAGAAAAAGUUGCCUGAAUCCCCUCAUGAGACCUCGGAAGAGGACAAUUUCCUUGAGACUUUGUCCGGAAUGCCUGUCCGUUUCAGCUAUGGAGAUCUUCAAACUGCAACAAACAAUUUCUCACAGAAACUUGGUCAAGGAGGCUUUGGCUCGGUUUACCAAGGGGUUCUCCAAGAUGGGACUAGAAUUGCUGUGAAAAAGCUGGAAGGAAUUGGGCAGGGAAAGAAAGAGUUCCGAGCAGAAGUUAGCAUCAUUGGCAGCAUUCAUCAUCUCCACCUUGUCAGACUUAGGGGCUUCUGCGCGGAAGGAAGCCACCGCCUUCUUGCUUACGAGUUUAUGGCAAAGGGGUCUUUAGACAAAUGGAUCUUCAGGAAGAACAAAGAGGACGAUCACUUGUUGGAUUGGGACACAAGAUACAACAUAGCAUUGGGAACUGCCAAAGGACUGGCUUAUCUCCAUGAAGAUUGCGAUGCAAAGAUCAUCCACUGUGACAUUAAGCCGGAAAACGUCCUCCUUGACGACAAUUACCACUCGAAAGUCUCCGAUUUCGGAUUGGCAAAGCUGAUGACACGCGAGCAAAGCCAUGUUUUCACCACAAUGAGGGGCACAAGGGGAUACCUGGCGCCAGAAUGGAUCACAAACUACGCCAUUUCGGAGAAGAGUGAUGUUUACAGUUAUGGAAUGCUACUACUUGAGAUCAUUGGAGGUAGAAAGAACUAUGACCCGAGAGAAAGCUCUGAGAAAUCCCAUUUCCCAUCUUAUGCAUUCAAGAUGUUGGAAGAAGGGAAACUGAGGGAAAUCCUUGAUUGGAAGGUGGAAACCGAAGUAAACGACAACCGGGUUUCGACGGCCAUUAAGGUUGCCUUGUGGUGCAUACAAGAAGACAUGAGUUUGAGACCAUCAAUGACCAAAGUGGUCCAAAUGCUUGAAGGUCUAUGUACUGUUCCAAACCCUCCAUCAUCUUCUCCAUUGGGUUCUCGUUUUUCCUCAGGUUUCUUGAAAUCAACCAGUGAUGAGGGAACUUCCUCGGGUCCUUCGGAUUACAACAGUGAUGCCUAUCUCUCUGCAGUGCGUCUUUCAGGCCCAAGAUAACACAUUAUCAAUAUUAGUUGUUCCUCUUAAUGGAUUUGUUAGUUAUUUUACACACUCAAUAUCUUCUUUUCCUUUUU